Molecule: messenger RNA, 930 nt
Organism: Darwinula stevensoni
Lineage: Eukaryota; Metazoa; Arthropoda; Ostracoda; Podocopida; Darwinulidae
Source: the annotation of a GenBank genome assembly
UUUUUUCCUCACAGGUUUUGAAAUUCUGGUUUAGAUCAGCAAAUUUGAAUCUUUAUUCCUGACACUUAAUAGAAAAAAUGGCAAACUCUAGAGAUGAGGAUCUUGCUUGCAAAGUGUACAUUGGAAAUCUAGACAGGGGAACAUCAAAGUAUGAUCUGGAAGAUGUAUUCAGAAGAUUUGGUCCUAUGAAGAAUGUUUGGGUGGCCCGCAGCCCCCCUGGGUUUGCCUUUGUGCAAUUUGAAGAUCCAAGAGAUGCUGAAGAUGCAGUUAGAGCACUGGAUGGCACGCGUUUGAGAGGAAGUCGAAUUCGUGUUGAGAUGUGUCAUGGCCGCAGAAGGGAUUCUCAGAAUUCUGGGCGUAGGGGAAGAGACAAUUUUCGUGGCCCGCCUAGGAGGCGAUCGCGGUCUCCUCGGUCAAGGAGCCCCAGCCCAAGGGGAUCUCCAACGUAUGGCCGGAAAUCUCCUGUGUAUGGCAACAGGUCUCGAUCCCCAAGUCCACCACCCAGGAGUCGCUCUCGCUCCUAAGGAAGGACAUAAGCUGCUUCAAAUGACGAGCAACCUGCUGGGGAUGUCAAAAUUUACUUCACCAUCACAUCUCAUCACAGAAUUGUGUCUCCCUUAAUUGUGCAUGCAUAUAAAUGCAAUUUUGUAAAUUGGCUCAUUAAGUAAGGGAUUGUGGAAGAAGUGCUUUCUUUUUUUCAGUGUUUAUGUAAAUAUCUUGUCUGGUUACGACUGAACUGUAAAGUACAUUCUUCUUGCUCAUAUUGUUUUUUGUGCUUCUGUCAGUCAAGUGGUUUUCCCGGGAACUUGGAACUGCCACACGGGUGACUGUCAAUGGUAUAGAGGUGAGGUCUUCUCAUCCCAGUGGUGGGGGGGGAGGGAGAUAAGCUGGACAGAAAAUUUCCUUUAUAGCCUUUCAUUGUUAUUGGGG